GGCUUACUUUGAUGAUAUAAUAUAUUGUAACAUAUGUAAUAUCACAGCACAGCAAGCUUGCCGAUACCAGGAGAUGAAAGCUUUUUGGGUUCAAAUUAGGCAAAAGUUAUGCCUCAACUGUGAAGUGUCGUGGUCAACGUAUCUUUUGGUUGUAUUGUUCGGUAUAGGCUCAUGGGUUGCUGUGAACGGUAUUUGGGUAGAACUGCCAGUUCUUGUACAACACGCACCAGAAAGUUGGAAGUUGCCGUCGGUUUUCGCAGUCGUCAUUCAAAUCGCAAAUAUUGGACCUUUAUUACACACGGUUUUCAACGCAUUUUGGCCGGGGAAAGUUCGCGAUACAUGGAUAAUUUACAUCAUUCUUUCAAUCGGAAUCAUUUGUUGCGGUUUACUUGUCUUUUUAUGGAAGGAAACCGGUGUUGUUUUAGGCGAAGAACACAGCGUUUCUUUGAUAGCGCUUGUGUUCUUCUUGGCCUUUGUAGCCUGUACGUCUAGCGUGACAUUUCUACCAUUCAUGGCUGUGUUUAAAAAGGAAUAUAUGUCCGCUUUAUUCGUUGGUGCUGGUCUAAGUGGCUUACUUCCCAGUUUACUUGCUGUUGCACAAGAUACUCCAAGCAGUGGUGAUCCUUGUGCGAAUUAUACUCAGGGCAACACCACAUGGAGCGCUUCAGAUAACUUGAAUUUUAGUACAAGCAUUUUUUUCUUGAAUAUAAUGUUCCUGAUGGUGGUUUCACUAUUGGCUUUCUUCUGUUUGAACACGUUGUCAUCAGUAAAACAAGAGAGAGUUGAUUAUCACUAUGACAGCGAUGCAGAGACAUUUCCCAGGGAGGCUUUAUCCCUCGACUCAAGCCAGGAGUUUGAACUCCACCGAUUAGAAGAAAAUGAUGAGACUUACCUCUAUGAUGGCUCUCAACCUGGAUCAGAAAUGCAAAAAUGGAAGCUUGCGUUCUUGUUGAUUAUUCAAGUAUGGAUUCAUGCAUUCAGCAAUGGCGUCGUUCCUUCAAUUCAACCAUUUGCCUGUAUACCUUAUGGCAACAAUGUCUAUUAUCUUACUCUUAUCAUAUCCAACGUUGCCAACCCUUGCUCAAGUUUACUAUUCUCCUUGCUUUCCACAACACACCUAUGUGCUAUAGCCAUUCUUAGCAGCUUCUACACAACAAUUGUUGCAUUCAUUAUUACUGCAGCCAAGAUGAGUCCCAACCCUCCAAUGGUGAAUAGCAGUGCUGGACCACCAAUAAUUGUGUUGGCCAAUGUUCUUAGCGUUGCAUUAGUCACUUAUACAAAGGUUGCCAUAUCAACUCGGCUACGUAAACAGGGUAAAAAACAUUUGCAAUGGGCAGGCAUUGCCUUACAAUCAGGCUCGUUCCUAGGAGCCAUGGUCACAUUUCUAUUCGUCAAUGUUUUUGACAGCUUUUCUCAGUGUUGAUGCUGGGUUGUUCAGUCGCAUGAUCAUGACUUUUUAACUUUCAUCCUUUUAACCAUAUAUGGUCAUGAUCUUCUGGCAGUUUUAGAUAACAUUUUAGUAAUACUUAGGUCAUGUGAAAUAAGCACUAUAAAUUUUUAAUGAAAUAAUCAUUUUGCCAUUGACAAAUCAAUCAAAAACAUCAACGAAUACAAUGUCAAGUACACUUAGCAAACAAUAACAUUAAUCAUUUUUUGGAUUUCGGUCUGUGAAGUGCCAUUAACCUGCCAUAGUAUUUUUCAAGUUUCAACUGCCAUAAAUGUACUACAUUAUACACUAUUUUGAUUCGACUAACUUUAUUCAUUAAUUUAUAGUAUGAUAGUUUAUUUGCUGGUAGUAUAAGAAAAAGAUAAAGUGGUUGAAACACAGCAAAAAUGAUGAAAUACUGAUUUACCAGGUUAGCUGAGACUCUUUCUAAGUAAACAAAUGUUUUGUAUUUGGUGAUGUGAAUCCAACUGCAACAUUUAAUUAAUUUAUAUAGCCAUCUAUAAUCUUUAUUUCUGAGGAAACAGUGUUAGAAUGAAAGCAGUUAGGUCUUUUCUUUCAAUUAUAGUUUACAACUUGACAUACAAACAUCUGUUCCCUCUCAACAAAUAUUGUUUACUCAAAUAAAACUCAGCUGUAAAGCCAUCGCUUUUGUA
Xenia sp. Carnegie-2017 is the source of this 2100-nucleotide messenger RNA. Its product is annotated as riboflavin transporter 2-like. The coding region runs from base 74 to 1423 and encodes 449 amino acids. The record is from RefSeq and is a predicted model, not a curated record. Lineage: Eukaryota; Metazoa; Cnidaria; Anthozoa; Malacalcyonacea; Xeniidae. Gene Ontology annotation, biological process: riboflavin transport. The transcript has 2 exons. Gene Ontology annotation, cellular component: plasma membrane. Gene Ontology annotation, molecular function: riboflavin transmembrane transporter activity.